Cladocopium goreaui is the source of this 1339-nucleotide messenger RNA. The record is from the annotation of a GenBank genome assembly. NCBI's taxonomy places the organism in Eukaryota, Dinophyceae, Suessiales, Symbiodiniaceae.
CCAGGUUUUGUGACCGCCGCGAGUGGCAACAAGUUGUCCUCAGAGAUGUGUCAAGUUCUGGGACAAUCCUCGUGCAAACUUUGCCGCAGUGUGGCCUUGUCAAAACCCCCAUCCUCGGGCACUGAUGCGGCGCAGGAGGGCCUGGAGGCUUUGGAUCACAGUCUUCAGGGUGAGGCCAAAGCCUGGUUGGUCUGCUGCUUGCGUCCCAAUGAUGUUGGACAAGCGGAUCGUGUGAAUCGCGAAGUGAUGCUGCAGCAAGUGCAAGACCUUCGUUUGGCGGAUGCCGUUCAUCUCUCGGGCGGGCACUCGAUCAUUUGGCCCUUGAAAAGUUUUCGACAUCGAUAUGCCAAUCUGGCGCCCACACUGAAUGACUCCGUGAGUGAUGAAGAUGCCUGUCGCUUGCUGGUGAAGUCCACUGCUGCUGGUGAAGGCACCGUCGGCAAGGACAAGGUCUACGGCGGUGAGAUCUUUGAGCAGCUUAUGGAACAUAAGUUGGAGGAGUUGCAGGUGGGUGCACAACACUUGGAAGGCACCAAAUCCGAGAUGCGACAGUUGAUGGAAGAGAAGUUGGAAGCAGAUCAACAAAUGCGAGCCAGGCAGCAGGAGGAGCAGCUGGAGAAUCAACGUUUGGCACAAGAGAAAGCACAGAAGGAGAUAGACAGCAUCCGCGGUCAACAUGAAGAUGUCGCAAAGCAGCAGCAAGAGCUGUUGCAGAAGCUGCAGGAACAACAGAUGGAACUGCAGAAACAGCAGCAGAUGGAGGCCUUGCGUCAGCAACAGAUGUUGGAACUGGAGCGCUUGAGGAAGCAACACGAAGAUGCCUCUGCUGCUGCGGCGGCCCAGGCAGUUCCUGAGCCGGGACCUGCUUCGCCAGCGCCGCCAGAGGAGCCGUUGGAGACGUUGGAAACUGAGGAGCCAGCGGCUCCAGCGGAAGCCAGGGCAGAGCUAGUGAUUGAGCCCAUUCGACUGAGCAUACCUAGCACCUGGAGAUUUCGCGCCGCGGGCGAGGUUCCACCCCCUCGGCGGUCGCCAGGGGCAAAGUUACCCAGCUGCGCACGCGGCGCUGACACAAAUGGCUGCACUGUUGAGAGUCGCCAAAGAGCGCGAGCAGUGCAUGGUGGAAUACGAGACGUUUCAACAAGAGACCUUGCAGGACCUGAAAGCCGAGCAUGAAGGCUGGCGCAAGGAAGCGCAAUUGCUGCAUUUGCAGGCCAGUGACCUUCAGCGCUCGAUCCAGAAACAACGGGCGAUGCUGUGAUAGUGUCGCCGAGUGCCAGGCUGAGAGAGUAUGUUUGGAUGUGCUGAGAGAGUACAUCCACAUUCUGUCACCACUUUUGUG